Cordyceps militaris CM01 is the source of this 2238-nucleotide messenger RNA. Its product is annotated as fungal specific transcription factor, putative. Gene Ontology annotation, molecular function: DNA-binding transcription factor activity, RNA polymerase II-specific; zinc ion binding; RNA polymerase II cis-regulatory region sequence-specific DNA binding. Gene Ontology annotation, biological process: DNA-templated transcription; positive regulation of transcription from RNA polymerase II promoter by galactose. The transcript is spliced from 4 exons. NCBI's taxonomy places the organism in Eukaryota, Fungi, Ascomycota, Sordariomycetes, Hypocreales, Cordycipitaceae. The record is from RefSeq and is a predicted model, not a curated record. Gene Ontology annotation, cellular component: nucleus. Bases 1 to 2238 code for a protein of 745 amino acids.
AUGGAGCAAAUCGAGACGCAGGCUUCCGAUUUGCGCUUCCUCUCGCAGCAGGCUCAAGUUCCACUGAGCAAUUCGCCCAGCGUCACCUACGAAACACCCAGGCACCAGCAAGCCAGUCCUGGUUCCGCAUCCUUCGGAGGUAAUUCCGCGACGCAUGGCGACGCCGCUGGCGCGAAAAGAAAAUCGACCGACGAGGGCCUGGGCUCGUCCAAGCAGACGCGCAGCAAGCGCAACCGGCGCUGCGGCAACAUGGGCCUGAAUUGCCUCUAUACCCCAAACUGCUGCUCAAACACCUUCAAAGACUCGGACGAGUACAAACUUGUCACCUCUCACCUCACAGCCCUCCAAGAUGAAGUCGGCGCCCUCAAGCAGGCCAUGCAGGCCAUGCAGGCCAUGCAGGGCACCCAACCCACCCCGGGAGACCGUUCUCACAUGGCGCCCUCCUCCAUUGACCGGUCCAUCAUGGCCUCGGGAAUGAUUGCGCCCUCACCAGCCCAGAGCUCCGUCUCCGGUCAGCAGACCAGCACCGGCCAGGCCAGAACUCCUGGCGCAUUCCGAGGUUCCACCAGCACCUCGCACAUGAUUGGCAUCGCCCAAACCAAUACCGGUAUCGCGUACCCGGAUCUUCAAGAUUCAACCAACCAAAUAGAGCCGCCGCUCCAGUCACAAGCUUCCAGAACCGAUCCCAUCUUAGAAUACAGCCACGAUGAGAUGCUCCGUUUGUGUCAAGUACACGAUGAUGAAAUCGGCAUCAUGUACCCCGUUCUCAACAUGGGAACCGUCACAGAACAUGCCCGGUAUAUCGCUGCGCAGUUUGAUACCCUCCGGCAUCAGUCCUCUUCCCAAAUCUUCACAGAUGACAAGACCCUCGAGCUCAAGAUGGUCAUGUGUUGUGCGCUUGUCGUUGAAGAGAGCGGUCCUAGUAUCAGAGCCCAGAAACUUUUUGACAGCAUGGAACCGGUUCUGAAUCGCAGGUUGCUGGCUGAGGAAGCAUAUAUUGGAACUCUGCCGUUGUUGUGCAUAUUCGCCGGCUACCGCUUCCUUACCGACGACGAGGGUUUGGCUUGGCGUGUCAUUGGCCAAGUGUGCCGACUCUGUCUGGAGCUUGGUCUGCAUCGCUCCCAGGUUCACCAGUCGAUUACAGAUCCAAACGAGCGCCAAUUCGCCCUCAAUAGUUUCUGGUCUGCUUACGUACUAGAUCGCCGUUGGGCUUUCAAUACUGGAUUGCCAUAUGUUAUUCAAGAUGCGGACAUAGACCCGAAACUGGAAUAUCCGACGGGUCACCCUUAUCUCGUAUCUAUGAUAUCAUAUUCGAAGCUCGGCGCCAAGGUUUGGUCCCUUGUUGAGCAGCGCCGAGCUUCGUUUCUCGACAAUGAAAAGCCAUGGCUGCAAGACAUCGAGAGGCUUGAUGCAGAGAUUAUUACUUGGUAUUCAUGUGUGCCACCCGAGGUACAAAUACGAGAUUGGCAUGAGGAGGGCCACAUCAACUCGACGUCGUCGUAUAACUUGCAACGGCUGAAAGUCUGGACAUAUCUUCGCAGGAAUCAGAUACGGAACUGGCUGCAUGCACCAAUUCUACACACUACCAAUUCCAUUCUGGGCGCCCCGCACCUUGCGCAAGUAUGCGUCGAUGUGGCCAAAGACACGGUCGCGUAUCUGAAUCAUGUCAACAAUCAUACAGACAUGAUUCGAAAAUCUCAGGCCUUUUACAGCCAGUUUCUCGUUUCUGCGCUAGCAAUCAUGUUUCUGGCAUCGACUCAGGCACCUGUCCAGUUCUCUGCUAUUUGCAGGGAGGACUUUUACACGGGCUUGGGUCUGAUCGAGGAUCUGUCGCCCCAUAGCCACAUUUCAAAGCGUCUGUGGCGUAUAGUCUGGUCUCUCCGUGACUAUCUUCAACAACUUCAGCCGAAGCAGGGAAAUGAUGCACACUCUACUGCUGCACUUGGCAUGAUUGGGUUGGCCAGAGGCGGACGUAUAGACCCUUCAGGUCCUCAAUACCCCUAUGGAGGCACCGGGAUGCCUAUGGGAGCAGGGGGGCCUGCUGAUUCUUCUGAUAUUGACUUGAGCGUCCCGAAUGACGGCAAACUCACAAGCCAUCUCUGCAACAUGUACGAAACGUUUGCGAAUUACAAUGGAUUUAACAACUUAAGACUGGAUCCAGGCGACAUGCAAACGCAAGAUCAGGCUAAAGUCAUGGCGCAGAGCGGGUUCUUUACCACGGUGAGGCAGAUGUUUUGA